This is a messenger RNA of Vitis riparia (riverbank grape), 5000 nucleotides long. RefSeq names its product probable leucine-rich repeat receptor-like protein kinase At1g35710. Gene Ontology annotation, molecular function: protein kinase activity; protein binding; ATP binding. Lineage: Eukaryota; Viridiplantae; Streptophyta; Magnoliopsida; Vitales; Vitaceae. Gene Ontology annotation, biological process: hormone-mediated signaling pathway; protein phosphorylation. The record is from RefSeq and is a predicted model, not a curated record. Gene Ontology annotation, cellular component: plasma membrane.
AUGGCCUUUGAAUAUUCUUCAUCCUACUCCUUACUCUCUCGACUCUUUAUCACUCCUUACUACUUCAUAUUUCUCCUCGUCCUUCUGUACUCAAUAUCAUCAUUCCAUGUCACUUCUAUAUCUGCCUCUACACCUACCACUUCUCUUUCAAAAGUUGAACAAGAUCAAGAAAGACUCGCUCUUCUAACAUGGAAAGCCAGUCUUGAUAAUCAAACCCAAUCUUUCCUCUCUUCUUGGUCUGGACGCAAUUCUUGCCAUCAUUGGUUUGGAGUAGCUUGUCACAAGUCAGGAAGUGUCUCCAAUUUAGAACUUGACAAUUGCGGUUUGAGAGGUACACUCCACAAUCUCAAUUUCUCAUCACUCCCUAACCUUCUCACUCUUAAUCUUUAUAACAACUCCCUUUAUGGAACCAUUCCAAUCAACAUUGGUAAUCUUUCCAAACGAAUCACAAAUCUUAACUUUGCUUUCAAUCAUUUCACUGGUGUAAUAUCUCCCCAACUUGGAUUUCUAACAUCUCUUAGUGUUCUAGCAUUGUCUUCUAAUAAUUUUAAAGGCCCAAUUCCUCCUUCCAUAGGUAAUUUAAGAAACUUAACUACUUUGUAUCUUUUUGAGAAUGAGCUUUCUGGUUCCAUCCCUCAAGAAAUUGGAUUGUUAAGAUCUCUUAAUGAUCUUCAAUUGUCAACUAACAAUCUUAUUGGUCCAAUCCCUCAUUCCAUAGGAAACUUGAGGAACUUAACCACUUUGCAUUUUUUUAAGAACAAGCUUUCUGGUUCCAUUCCUCAAGAAAUUGGAUUGUUAAGAUCUCUUAAUGAUCUUCAAUUGUCAACUAACAAUCUCAUUGGUCCAAUUCCUCCUUCCAUAGGAAACCUGAGGAACUUAACCACUUUGCAUCUUUCCAAGAACAAGCUUUCUGGUUUCAUCCCCCAAGAAAUUGGAUUGUUAAGAUCUCUUAAUGAUCUUCAAUUGUCAACUAACAAUCUCAUUGGUCCAAUCCCUCCUUGCAUAGGUAACUUGAGGAACUUAACCACUUUAUACCUUCAUACAAACAAACUAUCUGGUUCUAUUCCUCAAGAAAUUGGAUUGUUGACAUCACUUAAUGAUCUUGAGUUGGAAACUAAUAGUCUUACUGGUCCGAUCCCUUCAUCCAUUGGAAACUUGAGAAAUUUAACCACUUUAUAUCUUUUUGAGAACGAGCUUUCUGAUUUCAUCCCUCAAGAAAUUGGAUUGUUAAGAUCUCUUAAUGAUCUUGAAUUGUCAACUAACAAUCUCAGUGGUCCAAUCCCUCCUUCCAUAGGAAACCUGAGGAACUUAACCACUUUGCAUCUUUUUGAGAACAAGCUUUCUGGUUUCAUCCCUCAAGAGAUUGGAUUGUUGACAUCACUUAAUGAUCUUGAGUUGUCAAUGAACAAUCUCACUGGUCCAAUCCCUCCUUCCAUAGGUAACUUGAGGAACUUAACCACUUUGUACCUUCAUACAAACAAACUAUCUGGUUCUAUUCCUCAAGAGAUUGGAUUGUUGACAUCACUUAAUGAUCUUCAGUUGGCAACUAAUAGUCUCACUGGUCCGAUCCCUCCAUCCAUUGGAAACUUGAGAAAUUUAACCACUUUAUAUCUUUUUGAGAACGAGCUUUCUGGUUUCAUCCCUCAAGAAAUUGGAUUGUUAAGAUCUCUUAAUGAUCUUGAAUUGUCAACUAACAAUCUCAGUGGUCCAAUCCCUCCUUCCAUAGGAAACCUGAGGAACUUAACCACUUUGCAUCUUUUUGAGAACAAGCUUUCUGGUUUCAUCCCUCAAGAGAUUGGAUUGUUGACAUCACUUAAUGAUCUUGAGUUGUCAAUGAACAAUCUCACUGGUCCAAUCCCUCCUUCCAUAGGUAACUUGAGGAACUUAACCACUUUGUACCUUCAUACAAACAAACUAUCUGGUUCUAUUCCUCAAGAGAUUGGAUUGUUGACAUCACUUAAUGAUCUUCAGUUGGCAACUAAUAGUCUCACUGGUCCGAUCCCUCCAUCCAUUGGAAACUUGAGAAAUUUAACCACUUUAUAUCUUUUUGAGAACGAGCUUUCUGGUUUCAUCCCUCAAGAAAUUGGAUUGUUAAGAUCUCUUAAUGAUCUUGAAUUGUCAACUAACAAUCUCAGUGGUCCAAUCCCUCCUUCCAUAGGAAACCUGAGGAACUUAACCACUUUGCAUCUUUUUGAGAACAAGCUUUCUGGUUUCAUCCCUCAAGAGAUUGGAUUGUUGACAUCACUUAAUGAUCUUGAGUUGUCAAUGAACAAUCUCACUGGUCCAAUCCCUCCUUCCAUAGGUAACUUGAGGAACUUAACCACUUUGUACCUUCAUACAAACAAACUAUCUGGUUCUAUUCCUCAAGAGAUUGGAUUGUUGACAUCACUUAAUGAUCUUCAGUUGGAAACUAAUAGUCUCACUGGUUCAAUCCCUCCAUCCAUUGGAAACUUAAGAAAUUUAACCACUUUAUAUCUUUUUGAGAACAAGCUUUCUGGUUCCAUCCCUCAAGAAAUUGGAUUGUUGAGAUCACUUAAUAGUCUUGACUUGGCAACUAAUAGUCUCACUGGUCCGAUCCCUCCAUCCAUUGGAAACUUGAGAAAUUUAACCACUUUAUAUCUUUUUGAGAACGAGCUUUCUGGUUUCAUCCCUCAAGAAAUUGGAUUGUUAAGAUCUCUUAAUGAUCUUGAAUUUUUAACCUUUUUGUUCCUUGAUCACAACGAGCUUAGUGGUGUUAUUCCUCUUGAAAUGAAUAAUAUCACUCAUUUGAAAUCUUUACAGUUAGUUGAGAAUAACUUCAUUGGCCAACUACCACAAGAGAUAUGCCUUGGUAGUGUUCUUGAAAACUUUACAGCCUUUGGAAACCAUUUCACUGGUCCUAUUCCGAAAGGCUUGAAAAAUUGCACUAGCUUAUUCAGAGUUAGGCUUGAAAGAAACCAACUGACAGGGGACCUAGCCGAAAGUUUUGGUGUGUACCCGACCCUAAAUUAUAUUGAUCUAAGCAGCAACAAUUUUUAUGGUGAGCUUUCUGAGAAAUGGGGGCAGUGCCACAGGCUCACAAACCUGAACAUCUCCAACAACAAUAUUUCUGGUGCUAUACCCCCUCAACUUGGGAAAGCAAUUCAGCUGCAACAACUUGAUCUCUCCGCCAAUCAUCUAAGUGGGAAGAUCCCGAAAGAGUUGGGUAUGUUGCCAUUAUUAUUCAAAUUGUUGUUAGGAAACAACAAUAUUUCUGGCAGUAUUCCUUUGGAAUUGGGAAACUUAUCCAAUCUUGAAAUUCUUGACUUGGCAUCAAACAACUUAAGCGGUCCAAUUCCCAAGCAACUGGGAAACUUCUGGAAAUUAUGGUCCUUGAACUUGAGCGAGAAUAGAUUUGUGGAUAGCAUUCCUGACGAAAUUGGAAAGAUGCAUCAUCUUCAAAGUCUCGAUCUUAGUCAAAAUAUGUUGACAGGAGAGAUGCCACCGCUGCUUGGAGAAUUACAGAACCUGGAAACGUUGAAUCUCUCCCACAACGGGCUAUCUGGCACCAUCCCACACACAUUUGAUGAUUUGAGAAGUUUGACAGUUGCUGAUAUAUCCUACAAUCAGUUGGAAGGUCCUCUCCCCAACAUCAAAGCCUUUGCUCUAUUUGAGGCAUUCAAAAAUAAUAAAGGUCUGUGUGGUAAUAAUGUCACUCAUCUCAAGCCAUGCAAUGCUAGUCGAAAGAAGGCCAACAAGUUUUCUGUUUUGAUCGUAAUACUCCUACUUGUGAGCAGUCUAUUGUUCUUACUUGCUUUUGUUAUUGGCAUUUUUUUUCUUUUCCAAAAAUUGAGGAAGAGAAAAACCAAGUCUCCAGAAGCAGAUGUUGAAGAUCUAUUUGCAAUAUGGGGCCAUGAUGGGGAAUUGUUGUAUGAGCACAUCAUACAGGGGACCGACAAUUUCAGUUCGAAACAGUGUAUUGGCACUGGAGGAUAUGGCACUGUUUACAAGGCUGAGUUGCCAACAGGUCGGGUUGUUGCUGUGAAAAAGCUUCACUCAUCAGAAGAUGGAGAUAUGGCUGAUUUGAAAGCUUUCAAAAGCGAGAUUCAUGCUUUAACACAGAUAAGGCACCGCAACAUCGUCAAGCUUUAUGGCUUCAGUUCAUUUGCAAAGAACUCAUUUUUGGUUAUGAGUUUUGGAAAAGGGAGUUUGCAAAACAUUCUAUGCAACGACGAAGAAGCAGAAAGAUUAGAUUGGACUGUGAGGCUAAACGUUAUUAAAGGCGUGGCUAAAGCUUUAUCGUAUAUGCACCAUGAUUGCUCACCUCCUGUAAUUCAUCGAGACAUAUCAAGCAACAAUGUUUUGUUAGAUUCAGAAUAUGAAGCUCAUGUAUCUGACUUCGGCACGGCUAGGCUUUUAAAGUCAGACUCAUCUAAUUGGACUUCAUUUGCAGGAACUUUUGGUUAUACAGCUCCAGAACUUGCUUACACAAUGAAGGUGGAUAAUAAAACCGAUGUUUAUAGCUUCGGUGUUGUGACAUUAGAAGUAAUUAUGGGAAGGCAUCCCGGAGAGCUUAUCUCAUCCCUGUUAUCAUCAGCGUCCUCCUCAUCUGCAUCACCAUCAACGGUCGGCCAUUUCCUGCUGAAUGAUGUGAUAGACCAGCGCCCCUCACCUCCUGUGAAUCAAGUGGCAGAGGAAGUAGUGGUUGCAGUGAAGUUGGCAUCUGCAUGUUUGUGUGUUAAUCCCCAAUCUCGGCCAACUAUGCAACAAGUUGCUCGAGCACUCUCAACACAGUGGCCACCAUUGCCAAAACCGUUUUCUCUGAUUACGUUGGGUGAGCUGCUGGGUCAUGGUCAUGGGGAUGAAACUAGCUGAGGGUUCUCACUUCUCCAUGUAAAUUUGUUAUCGAUUGAUUAUUACUGAAAAAUGUAAAAGCAAGAAGGCAUACUGUUAUGACAUCCAUGAGGUUAUUCAGAAGCAUGAUCUGCCACCAUGUGAUGUCCUUGCAACCUUUGGAAUAUAUUUUCCUUCGAAGGCCCUCA